GGGACACGUUUGACUGACGAACUAAAUGGUCCACUCGCAUCCUAGCCAACAAUCUUUUUUUUUGCCUAGCUUUGACGCCUACGCAUGACAGGACAAUACAAAAAUUCAAAACAUUAAAUAGUACAGACACGAUUACGGCAAUUCUCGACGUUCUUUGAAAAGUCGACGAGCGUUUGGGAGCCCUCAAUACUCGACUUCCGACAAUGUUGCUGACGACGGGUCGCCUGUCUAAAGCGCUGCAGCUCACCCUGGCGGUCAUCAAACCAGAUGCAGUGGCUCAUCCUCUCAUGCUGGAGGCUCUUCACCAAAGUAUCCUGGAUAACCACUUUAUCGUCGUUCGCUGCAAAGAUCUGGUGUGGAGGCGACAAGACUGCGAGAGGUUUUAUGCUGAGCAUUCAGAGCGAUUCUUCUAUCAAAGACUUGUUGAGUUCAUGUCGAGCGGCCCGAUGCGGGCGUACAUUUUAGCCCGAGAGGACGCCGUUCGCCACUGGAGGGAACUGAUGGGUCCGACCAAAGUCUUCCGAGCCAGAUACACGUCCCCCGCCUCUCUGCGGGCUCAGUUUGGCCUCACGGACACGCGCAACACCGCUCACGGCUCGGAUUCUGCCGAGUCGGCGCGGAGAGAAAUGGUGUUCUUUUUCCCGGACUUUCGUGCGGAGGAGUGGAUGGAGAGCGAGGAGCCGGCGUUCCGGUCGGGACACGCACAUUAUGACCCUCGGCAACGCAUCCACACACUUUCUGCUCAGACCUGACCUCAGAUCUGCUGUUAUCCCUCUUACGCAGCUGCUACUCAGACUGUUUAGAAAACACACAAAUCCAGACACAACUCAAGACACGCAGUCGUACAAAUAACACCUCAAACAAACAAUUUCCACUCGUCACUGUAGAAAGUGCAGUCUUCAAUUUCAAGUUCCUGAGCCACAAUAUAAACAACGUAUUUGCCCUUAAGCGUGACUAGAAAGUAUUUAUUUGUGAGUUUGGACCCCCCCCUCCAUGUCGUCAUCGGAGACUACACACAUUGGACACCGUGUGAAAAUUCUGAAAAAAUUCUGUCGUUUUAAAAAACAAACACAGAAGAUGUACGUUUGCCGCGCUCUACAGAGUCAUCCAAAAACACGGCGCAAUACGCUUUCGAGAGCGAGGAUCCAUCAAAAUGGGCGCCGCACUGGAAGGGGUGGAGCCAUAGGUUUUCUCCCAGCCAAUCAGUGAAGACAGCUCAAAUAUGGAAAAAGUAUAUAUAUACAGUAUAUAUGAGCGAUUUAUUAUUAUAAUAGAAUGUAAAGGUUACUGAAGUUAAUAGAGUAUUCUGUACACUUCUGCUGUUGAAUUUUUUAUUUUACAAGUGACAUAAUAAAGGGGUGACAAACUCAUUUUUGUCCUGGGGCACAUCGUCGUUACGGUUUCCCUCAGAGGGCCGUUACGACUGUGAAACCAUAUAAAUGUUCCAUUGCCUCUUCACAGUACUACAUAUACACAACAAAUUAAUGGAUAACUAGUUUGGAAAUCAGAAGUCAAGCAUCAUAGUUUGUUCAACUAUUAUUCAAGUUACCGUAAAAGGGGUUUUGGUAACAAAAAAAUGCUUGCAGUCCCUCGGUUAUUAUUUCUUACACAUGACGAUUUAAAAUUUUAGUACAGAUUUUGGCAAGAAUCAUACAAGUUGACGCAAAUGAUUUGCUUUCGCGGGCCACAUAAAUUGAUGCGGCAGGGCGGAUCCAGCCCACGGGCCUCGAGUUUGACACGUGUAAUAUAGGGUUCAAAUAUAUAUUUCGUGCUGUCCAGUGAAAAACACGUAUCUCCAUUUUGGGGGGGAUACCAUAUCAGUUAAACACAAAUUAUUAUUAUUUUUUGUUUUAAACCUAUCCGUUAAAAAUAGAUAACUCAGUGCGGAGAUACUUGAGUACUUUAUGAAAAGUCAAAUGAUAAGCAUGUAUCUACAAAUUUUGUGAUUGAUCUUCAUCCGUUAUAAUAUUUUGCAAACCAAAAAAAUCCUUCAAUUUAAAAAUGCACUAUAAAGAACAAAUCAAAUUGAAGACAUUUGAUUUGUUCUUAAUGGUCAGUGUCAUGAAAAUGUCACGUUUGGUUUUUGAAGGCAAGGCAAAAACGGGGAGCCGAACGCAGUAGUGCAGGAGUACCAAAAAAGGAUAUUUCAUUUCCAAAAAAGCCAUCCAAGGAACAUGGAAAAGGCUAACUGAACAACUGAUAACCAAAGUAACAAAGAAACC
Molecule: messenger RNA, 2222 nt
Organism: Phycodurus eques (leafy seadragon)
Lineage: Eukaryota; Metazoa; Chordata; Actinopteri; Syngnathiformes; Syngnathidae
Gene: nme6
Product: NME/NM23 nucleoside diphosphate kinase 6
Exons: 6
Coding region: 204-752 (182 amino acids)
Biological process (GO): UTP biosynthetic process; GTP biosynthetic process; CTP biosynthetic process
Molecular function (GO): nucleoside diphosphate kinase activity
Source: RefSeq, a predicted model, not a curated record